GGAUCGUGUAGAUUUCUAGCUUUUCGCUCUUUGUAGCAGUAACAGUUUUAAAACGAGCGAAAGAUCUGCCUUAUAUUGAAUUAUUUUAAGGCAGUUUUUCGCUCGUUUUGAUAUUGUUCUUGCUGCUACUAGAUUAUUAAAAAUAUUUAAUUUAAAUCAUGGACGCAAAAAAUAAUAUAUAAAAUGAACGAAUAAACUUAUCUAUGAUAUAAUAAUAUCUUUAAUUUAUUUAGGCAGUGAAUAAUAUACUUUAUGUUCACCCAUAUUUCCGCCUAUUGUUGACCGAUUUAAAAAAUAUAUUUUUAUUCGACAGCUUAAUGGACGUAUGUGCCAUGUGGUCCCAUUGAAUUUUUUUGAAAGCAAAUCGGUAACUAUAAUUUUAUAGCUAAAUAAAUUAUGCUUUUCACCAUAUAUCACCUACAUACAUAUUUAGAUGAUGUGUAUUGUAUUUCAUGUGUCUCAGCUUAAAAACUAAAGAUUGCGUAUUCAGAUUUUUUUUUCAUUUUUUUCAAUUCAUUCUAAAUCCAAAAGGAAAAUUUUCUAUGUUCAAGGAGUAUGUUUAUUUCUUUAUGAAAGUAAGUAUGUCAAUCGAUUUAACUAACUAGCUGUUUUCUGCAACUUCGCCUGCGUCAAUUAUAAAAUAUGUCCAACGCUCCAAUGUGUAGCUUCCAAUAGAUGAAAGACUUAUAAAUCGGUCCAAUAGAUUUGAAGCCUAUCCAAUCCAAACAAACAAGCAAUCAAAUCUUUCCUCUUUAUAAUAUGAGUACAGAAUUAUUGGACAAAAUUGUGUCGAGCAAAUAAACAAAAUCUUCUUUUCUAAGACUUUCACUACGUUGAAUAUUAUUAUUAAUACAGAUCUAUAUCUAUAUUUAUAAAAUCUAUAUCGACUUAGCUCGGUGGCGUAGAGGAUAAGCGCUGCAGCCUGUGAUCAUUGUUGUUAAACAACUUUCGCAAAGAUCGGUCACGGGAUGGGUGACCAAAAAAUUAUUAAGUAUCUCAAGCUACUUCGUGCUUCGGAAUGUACGUUAAGCCAAUAGCCCUGGUGCAUUUCAAUUUGUCAUUGUAAUUAUAUCCAUGUCAUCCUAUCAUGAUAUGAAUCAUUUUUUUCCAAUAAAAAAUACAAUUGAAUUAUUCAAUUGUUUUGUUUCUUUUACCAACAGCAUCACUAUUGGGGUUGUUGAUAAAUUGUUUUUCAAAUUGACAAUAUAUCUGUCAAAGAGUAAUAUAAUACUGCCUGUAAUAAACAAAUCUGGUAAACGGAAAAACAAGAUACUAUCUCAUUUGCAUUUAUAAAACGUUUAAUAACUAUUUAUACCUUACCUUGGAAUGCUAGCUUCAGCUUUUAAAACUAUCUAUAUAAGGGUUUAAAUUUAAAAAGGAUUUUCCAAAGCCGAAAUAUCAAAAUGAGCAUGCAAUCAUAUGAUCAGGCUCCAGAGCAUUUCCAACAAUUUCCUCCUAAUAGGAUCAUAGUUAUUCACCCUGGAUCACUCUAUAUACGAAUAGGGAGAGCCUCAGAUCUUUUACCAGUGAAACAGCUUCAUUGCAUCGCUAGGAAAAGACGCCUCGGCGGCAAAAUUUACAGAGACCCCUUUAUUCCGCCCAGCGUGCCGAAAACAAAAGAAUUGAUUGAAGAAUUGGAAGAGUGUCGUUUACAAAUCUCGCACACGUUACAGACGUGUGUACAAUCAAACGGCGCGCGGCGGUAUGCUACUCCGCCACAACAAAUCGCGGCUUUCAACCGACGCUCCAUGCCUGAAUGUGUGAGUGACGGUGAACCCUGGCCGCAAGUACAGUGUGAUAUUAUUGUAGGUGAUCUAGUCCUCGAUAUUGACCCUGAGUUACCAUACAACAUACAUUUUCCUUACCGAAGAGGAGAUUUCAAUUUACAUUCAGAAGCAGGAGGCUCAAUAUCUUCGGUACUCAACGACUUGUAUACCAUAUGGAGUUCUAUCAUAGAAUACAAGUUAGGUAUACCUCUAAUUGAGCUUAUAAAGUACAGGUGUGUAUUAUUAAUACCAGAUAUUUACUCCAGAAGUCAUUUGAAAUGUUUGAUGUCAUUAUUAUUAAGAGAUUUGGGUUUUGGACACUGUUUCCUUGUGCAGGAAAGUGUAGGAGCAACUUUUGGUGCUGGCAUUGGUUCCGCCUGUGUAGUAGACAUUGGUGAUCAGAAAACUGCCAUUUCAUGUGUAGAAGAUUGUAUUUCUCAUAAGAGCACCAGAUUGAGAAUGGACUAUGGAGCUGGUGAUGUUUGUCAAGCUUUAUCUUGGAUGUUUCACAAAAGUGCAUUCCCAUAUAAAAACUGGACUGAGAAUAUACCAAGAGAUGUUGUAUUAAUGAGAACUUUGUAUGAAAGCUUCUGUCAUGUUAACUUAGACAUAUGUGGUCCACAGGAAAAAUCUUUUCUUGUAGAUCAUCCUGGAGAUGUUGUUAGCAAAUACACAUUGCAAGUUGGUGAUGAAUGCAUUAUUUCACCCUUGUCAAUGUUCUAUACUGAUCUCUUAAAAAUAACUGGUUCUAAAACUACAAAAACACAAAUUCGUCAACCGAGUGACCCUGAAGAUCCAUUUGAUGCAGAAUUUUUGAGAGAAACAGGAAGAAAACGUGAAACUGCAGAUCCUACUGCAAAUGAGAAUCAGCAAUUUGAAGUGACUAACGAUACACAGCCAAAUACAAAUCCUGAUGAUGAUAUUGUUGUUGAUGCUUUAGAAGGUGGUCCUGGAGAUGUGACUCUUGCUCCAGGACAAGUUUUAGCUUUAGAUGCAGCUAUACUACAGAGUAUAGACCAUUGCCAGAGUGAGGAAUUAAAAAGAAAAAUGUACAGUAAUAUUUUAAUUGUAGGUGGUGGAGUAAAAGUGCAAGGACUCUACCUAUGGUUACAAAACCGUCUAGCAUUACAAAUACCAUAUACAUAUAAGACUGAACAGUUAGAAAUAGUUACGUCACCAAAAGACAUUGAUCCGGCAAGCACUGUGUGGAAAGGUGCUGCAGUGAUGUCAUGUUUAGAGUCUGCAAUUGAAUUGUGGAUUAACCAAAAUGAAUGGAAUAAGUUUGGUUUAAGAAUAUUGAGAGAAAGGGCCCCUUUUAUUUGGUGAUAAAUGUUGAAAGUGCAAUUUUGUAUCAUAAAUAUAAUAAUAAUAUAUAAGCCUUUUAUUUUGAAUUUCGCUAGUUUAAAAUUAACCCUACAAAAUGCCUGAUAGUUCAGUGUGCCUCUUGGCACACAUUGGACAUCAGUUUCCACCGAGUUGUUUGCUACCUUUCUUCAAU
Messenger RNA from Diatraea saccharalis (sugarcane borer), 3264 nucleotides. The record is from the annotation of a GenBank genome assembly. Lineage: Eukaryota; Metazoa; Arthropoda; Insecta; Lepidoptera; Crambidae.